Molecule: messenger RNA, 1673 nt
Organism: Nanorana parkeri
Lineage: Eukaryota; Metazoa; Chordata; Amphibia; Anura; Dicroglossidae
Gene: SLC22A2
Product: solute carrier family 22 member 2
Exons: 10
Coding region: 65-1672 (535 amino acids)
Biological process (GO): transmembrane transport
Cellular component (GO): membrane
Source: RefSeq, a predicted model, not a curated record
UUUUUUAUAUAUCGGGUACAAAACAACAGUCUGCAUCAGACAUCUGAGGAUAAGAUUGGAAAACAUGGCCACUUUUGAUGAUGUUUUGGAGGAAAUUGGACAGUUUGGCUUGUUUCAGAAGCAGUUGUUUUUUAUUAUGUGUUUUAUCUCGGCUGUGUUCAGCCCAAUAUAUGUGGGCAUUGUAUUUCUAGGAUUUGUACCUGACUUCAGAUGUAAUAUUCCUGCAGCUGCGGAAUUAAGUAGAACAUGCGGUUGGAGCGUUGAAGAGGCAAUUAAUUACACGUUUCUCCUUCCAGAUAACUCUGCAGAUUCCUUAUACUUUAGCCAGUGUUUUCAGCAUGACGCAGACUGGAACUGGACAUCUCUCACUUGCACAGACCCAAUCAGGAAUCUAACCUCAUAUAAUAGUAACAACAUGCCUGUUACCAGCUGCACUAAUGGUUGGGUGUAUGAUACUACAGGAUCAUCUAUAGUAACAGAGUUUAAUCUUGUGUGUGAGGACUCAUGGAAGUUGGACCUUUUCCAGUCAAUUGUGAAUGUUGGAUUCUUUCUUGGCUCUCUGUUUAUCGGAUACAUUGCAGACAGAUUUGGUCGCAAGCCAUGCCUUUUAAUUUCUCUCCUCAUCACUGCUAUUUUUGGUGUCCUUGUGGCAUUUGCUCCAACUUAUCCAUGGCUGGUUACCUUCCGCUUUAUUCAGGGCUUAGUCAGCAAAGGCAGUUGGUUGUCAGGAUAUAUUUUGGUUGCAGAGUUUGUUGGCUUGGACCACAGAAGAACUGUCGGAAUUGUAUACCAAGUUGCAUUUACAGUUGGACUUCUGGCACUUGCAGGAGUGGCUUAUGUCGUUCCUAACUGGAGAUGGCUUCAGCUGGCGGUCACUUUGCCAAAUUUUGUGUUCCUGACAUAUUACUGGUGUGUUCCAGAAUCACCUCGAUGGCUCCUAUCCCAAAACCAGAAGGAUAAGGCUAAUGAAAUUAUUAAGCAUAUUGCAAAGAAGAAUAAGAAACCUAUACCGGUUACUUUAAAGAGUCUAACUGGAAAUGAAGACACUGGUUAUAAACAAGUUCCGUCUUUUAAAGACCUGGUCAGAACUCCUCAGAUAAGAAAACACACCUUCAUUCUAAUGUACAUCUGGUUUUCAUGUGCUGUAAUUUACCAAGGACUGAUUAUGCACAUGGGAUCCACUGGUAAAAAUAUUUACUUAGACUUCUUUAUCUCUGCUAUGGUGGAGUUUCCUGCCGCAUUUAUAAUAAUAGUUACAGUGGAUCGUAUUGGACGCCGAUAUCCCUGGGCAGUGGGUUGUUUUGUGACAGGUGUGGCUUGCCUUGUUACUGCUUUCAUUCCUGAAGGAUUACAAUGGCUAAAAGUGACACUAGGAUGUGUGAGCAGAAUGGGGAUUACACUUUCUUAUGAAAUGAUUUGUUUGGUGAAUGCUGAGCUGUAUCCAACUUUUAUAAGGAAUCUUGGCAUAAUGGUCUGCUCAUCAAUGUGUGAUCUGGGAGGAAUAAUAACACCAUUUAUUGUUUAUCGGUUGUCAAAUGUCUGGCAGGAGCUACCACUUAUAGUAUUUGCUGUAAUUGGAACACUUUCAGGAGUUCUUGUACUGCUCCUUCCUGAAACGAAAGGACAGGCUCUACCAGAAACUAUUGAAGAAGCAGAAAAUUUGCAGAAGUAAG